Molecule: messenger RNA, 4767 nt
Organism: Morone saxatilis (striped sea-bass)
Lineage: Eukaryota; Metazoa; Chordata; Actinopteri; Moronidae
Gene: trim36
Product: tripartite motif containing 36
Exons: 13
Coding region: 174-2429 (751 amino acids)
Molecular function (GO): zinc ion binding; protein binding
Source: RefSeq, a predicted model, not a curated record
GAGGAGCGGCUCUUCUCUCUCGAUGCUAUCUCGCCUCCCCCUGUGAAGCUGCGUUUGAUCCUGUUCCUUUAAGCUGCAGCUGCUUGUUUGUGUGUUUGUUUUUCUACAUUUUAAUAUCCCCAUCUUUGCUGCUGGCCGGUCUGUCUACUGUACACCCAUCACCAUCUGUAGCCAUGUCGGACUCUGAGGACAUGACGGAGUUCGCCAGCAUCGUGGAGCGGAUCGAGCGGGGCGAGGUCCCGAUCAAGAACAUCGAGAGGGAGCUGAUCUGCCCCAUCUGUAAGGAGCUCUUCACCCACCCGCUGAUCCUGCCCUGCCAGCACAGCGUCUGCCACAAGUGUGUGAGGGAGCUGCUGAUGCUAAACCAUGAGGACUCUUUUGACGCCGGCUCCGAGUGCUCCCUGCCGGGCAGCCCCAGGUCCAGGGUGCCCUCGCCUUCCAUGGAGAGGCUGGACAGGCUUGUGAGAUCAGGCUCCAUCUCGUCCCCGGGGUGGCGCAGAGGAUCUGUGACUCCUCGGGUCACCACCAUUCCAUGCCCCGGCUGCCAGCACGACAUCGACCUUGGCGAGCGCGGCAUCAGCAUGUUGUUCCGUAACUUCACCCUGGAGAGCAUCGUCGAGCGCUACCGCCAGGCUGCCCGCGCAGCUGUCGCCAUCAUGUGCAACAUCUGUAAGCCUCCACAGCAGCAAGAGGCCACGAAGAGCUGUAUGGACUGCAAGGCUAGCUACUGUAACGAGUGCUUCAAGCUGCACCACCCCUGGGGCACGCCCAAAGCUCAGCACGAGUAUGUUGGCCCCACCACGAAUUUUAGGCCCAAGGUGCUCAUGUGUCCAGAGCACGAGAUGGAGAAGGUGAACAUGUACUGUGAGGUCUGCAGACGACCCGUGUGUCACUUGUGUAAGCUGGGAGGAUCUCACGCCAACCACAAAGUCACCACAAUGAGCAGUGCCUACAAGAUCCUCAAGGAGAAGCUGGCCAAGAGUAUCCAUUACCUCAUCAGCAAGGAGGACCAGGUCAGGACUCAGAUUACAGACCUUGAUCUGCUCAUCAGUCAGACCGAGGAAAAUGGCCAGCUAGCAGAGCGUCAAGCCAACGAGCACUUUGAGCGUCUGUUUGAGACUCUGCAGGAGAGGAAAUCAGAGAUGCUGAGGUCCAUCGAGCAGUCACGAAACCGACGCCUGGACCACCUCAGGGCCCAGGUGGAGGAGUACCAGGGCAUGCUGGAGAACAGUGGUCUAGUAGGCUACGCUCAGGAGGUGCUGAAAGAGACCGAUCAGUCCUGCUUUGUACAGACUGCAAAGCAGCUACACACCAGGAUCCAGAAGGCUACAGAGUCUCUGAGGACCUUCCACCCUUCAGCCGACCCCUGCUUUGACGAGUUUGUGUUGGACACAUCCAGAGAGGAAACUCUGUUGAAGGAGAUGUGCUUUGGUGGAGUUCCAGACCCUCCUCUGAUUGAUUUGUCCAGUAGCAAAGUCUACAACGAGGCCUCAAUCUGCUGGAGGCUGUCCGAUGACCACCUGCCUACUGAUCACCACAUGCUUGAAUACCGCAGACUCGGGGGCCCGAGCCAGUCCCCAUCCCAGGAGGACGGUGAGGACAGUGGGGUCUGGAGGGCUACAGACAGGGUGUACGGCCCCAGCGCUGUGGUGUGUGACCUUGACCCCAACAGCCUGUACGCCUUCAGGGUCCGGAGCUGCAGGAACUCCAUGUUCAGCCCCUACAGCCCCGAGGUCACCUUUCACACACCACCUGCACCUGCUUUUGGAUUCCUGUUCAGCGACAAGUGUGGCUUCAGUACGGAGCGGCUCAUUCUGAACAAGCGACGGGACACUGUGGAGAACGUAGCAGGCAUGGCCUUCCUCCUCGCAGCAGAUCGUGUGCAGACGGGCAGCUACAUCGGACUAGACUACAUAAUUGGGGACACGGGCAUCUCUCAGGGAAGACACUACUGGGCCUUCAAGGUGGAGCCGUACUCCUACAUGGUUAAAGUUGGAGUGGCUUCUGACUCAAAGCUGCUUGAAUGGUUUCACAAUCCCAGAGAUACCAGCAGCCCAAGGUAUGACCAUGACAGCGGGCAUGACAGCGGCAGCGAGGACACAUGCUACGAGCUCUCCCAGCCCUUCACCCUCCUCACCCUGGGCAUGGGCAAACUCUUCAUCCCUAAGACUUCUUCCUCCUCCUCCGUUUCCACGGCAAACGCCCCGCCCGGCGACCCUGGCAACCGCGUGCUUCCCAUGCCACAGCGCUUGGGCGUAUGCCUAGAUUACGACGCAUGCCGUGUGUAUUUCUACGACGCCGACACCAUGAGGUGCCUUUACGAGAGGCAGGUGGAUUGUUCAGGAACAAUGUAUCCAGCGUUCGGCCUCAUGGGCAGCGGCAAGGUCCAACUGGAAGAGUUCAUCACCGCUAAGAGACUGACCUUCUGAGGAGGGACGGGAGUGGGUUGAUGCAUUAGUUUCUGCGUCUAAUUAAUCUAUGGCAUGUUCUGGGAAGGGAGGGUUUUAUCGACAGGGUGAUGGAGUACAAUCCAACCGAUGAGGCAGAUGUGAUAAGGACCUUUAUGGGUCCUAAAUGUGAAAAUGGGAUCUCUGCCAGAACUGGCCUAUUUAGAGUUGGUAUGUAAUCGUGUAUGAUCCACAUACAAGAGCAUGCCACUGAAUAUUAGUGUCCACGUACAAAUGUCUCCAGAGAUUGGUAUAUAUGGUAUGUGAAAGGUCUUCUCUACAUACCAAAGUCUCUGUUUCUAUCUCUCUAUUUGACAUGGUUUUAAUUGUCAGCUAUAAUCAGCUGUUAAUGCAGUGUAAUUGGCUGCAAAGUUAGUCUGCAGCUACUUUAAAUCUUUAUGGUUUUAACAUUAAACGCCUUCGAGCUCACACUUACACCUCUUCUGUUGCCAGGUUUAUGUUCAUAGAUUAUUUUGUGUGUAUUGAUUAUUGGGUGAUCUUUGUUUCUUUGGCUCCUUUCUGUAACUAUUUGUCUAAAUGUAGCAGCAUAGGUUUAGAUGUAAUCUUGGUGGACCUGAGAGAGCCUUGUAGCUACUUUUAAAGCUAGCGCCUUUGUGCCUUUUUUUUUUUUUUUAGGGAAUGGCUCACUUAGUUUGCUCUAGCAAGCAGAUGUUGGUGUCUUUGCACAAGCAUUAUGGACAUGUUUAUCAGCAUAAAUACUGUAUGUGAGUUUUUACUGUAGGUAGAGUUUGAUCACAGACACUGGUGUCAAAGUUAUAAUAGUUAAUAGUAUUCAUUAUGACUUGUUACUCACUUAUUUACUCUUGACUUCAUCACAGAAAACACUACUUUUCUUCCAUGUCACAAUUAUUAUUAUUUUUUUGUUGAGCUGUUUUUGCACAAUAUGAUGAAAGAAGCCUCGCACAUGAUAAACCUUUACAAUCAUCACGUAUUGAUCACUACCUAAAUAGCUUCUUCACACUUUUAAAUGUUGUAAACAUAAUCAGCACAUAGAUGUCACACGGUGACUGUCACACUCACACACAUAUUCACCUUUUCCUAAUAUGAGCAAGCAUGACUCCUGGAAUACUUACUUGGAUUUAAAAGCCUCUCACUGUUUGCACAGCACUGAAAGUGGCUUUCAGCAUCAUAAAACCAGCCAGGUACCAGAACACCUUGUACUUGUAGUCAACAUUAGUUUGACAGCUGCAAAGUCACUAAUAGCCAAAGCGUGUUGGUUUCUGGUGCUGACUUAAGUGCAACUCACAGCUCCGUGUUUCUAACAGCCUUUAAACACAGUUAGGAAACGAACAAGAAACACAGUUAUGCAGUUCUUACAAAAGUGCUAUCGCUAAACACACUGUUCAGUACCUUUUUUACUAUCAAAACCACCGUUUACUUGCAGUGCAGACACAGGAACUGUAACAUAUUAGCAUGUCACCGGUGAGUUUGGCUAUCAGACAGACACCUAAGUGGUUGAUUGGCUUUGAUUUUAAAAUGGCUCAGAUAUUCAAGUCUAAGACGGCACACUAGACAGACUGUUUGCUUGGCAACCACACUUGUGUUUUGUAAUUGACGUAUACUGUAAAUGUGCCUGCACGUAGGGUUUGUUUGUACAUUCAUGUAUAUUUUGAUUUCUGGAGGGUUAGGGUAAUCGGUGUGUGCGUUUUCUCAGGUUUCUGGCCCUGAUUUGGGGCCUAAUGCUACCUACCUCUAUCCGUCAGGCCUGGAAAACCUUAACUACUGUACCUUUCCUCACAGAAACGAGUUCGGUUUUGAUUUGCAGCUUUGUCCACAACAGUCAGUUCGAUAUCUCCGCCUUCUCUCUAACGUCAGAUAAUAAGCUGAUCUUUCAAAAUGUUUGAUUUAACUUCCAUGUACAUAUUAAUCCAGAGUAUAUUAUUUUCAGUGAAAUAAAGUACAUCUUAAAUGUUAUUAGUUGGUAUUUGCUUGUGGACUUAAAAGACGUGUGUCACUAUUGGUGGAAAUAACUGUAAACGGAUGUUACUUUGUUCGGCUGCCUUUUUAUCAAGGGAGUGUUUUUCAAAUGGUUCUAACAACCUUUUCUUCCUCUGUUUUGUGGUGUUGGUUUGAUUACUCGAUUUUAAAUAUUUCUGUUAUGAGUGUGGAAGUUUUUGUUUUGGGUUAAAAGCAUUUAAUAAACUCAUGUUCUUGCAUUUAGCUGAACAGAAACGUUCUCCAGUCUCCAAAUGAAAUAAUGGAUUUCUGUGACUGUGCAUAUUGUCUCACAGGUGUUUCUGUCAUUGAUUUCACUCCAACCAUCAGAGGUCACAGCCAUUGAACCCUGACUCCUGUAUUU